CCCUUUAAGCGCGACUCCAUUUUUCAGCUAAAAUUUUUAUCAAAGUUCCUGAAAAACUUGAAGGCUCCGAAUCCACUCCGACUUUAUUAACGAGACGGAUUAACGGAGGGACUUCAGCAGUUAUCCGGCUGAUAUUAAACAACGAAACUACCUACCAUUAGUCUUUUAUUGUUAUCAUCGGCAUCUUUUCAUCAGCAUCUGAGUUUGGAUCAAACCGGAGCAGACAUGACGAACAGACGGUCGGCAGCAUGUCGGACUCCAGUGCAGCUCCGGCGCAGAGCAAAAGCAAAGCUAAACCCUGCAAAAGAGGCAGUUUACCGAGCCGGCCCAGCCCGGAUCUGUGUGGCUCUGCUGAUGUGAGGUCUUUGAUGUCCCAGCGCUCUCUGCCCGGCACACCAGUCACCCACAAGCACCUGCCCAUCGACCUGCGCACAUCAAUGGACGGCAAAUACAAGGAGAUCGCAGAGGAGCUGAUGGCGAUGAGUCUGACAGACAGCGACAUGCGUUGCGCUCCGUACGAGUUUCCUGAAGAGAGUCCCAUUGAACAGUUGGAGGAGAAACGCCACCGUCUGGAGCGACAGAUCAGUCAGGACGUCAAGCUUGAACCCGAGAUUCUGCUGCGAGCGAAACAAGACUUCAUGAAAAUAGACAGCACAGCAGACCUGGAGAGUCUGAAGGACAGUCAUGCGGACGUGGUGGACCACCAUCAUAUGGAGCGAGAGCCGCUGGUGGAGAAAAACUUCCAGCGCGUGACCAUCUCGGGAGACGAGAAGUGUGGGGUGCCGUUCACGGAUCUGGUGGACGCAGCGAAGUGUGUCGUGAAGGCCUUGUUCAUCAGAGAAAAGUACAUGGCUCUGUCUCUACAGUCCUUCUGUAAAACCACUGCAAAAUCCCAGCAGGAGCUCAGCCAGAGACCGCCCGACGUCAACGUGUACGAGGACCUUCACGACAGUCCCGUCGACUCAGACAUGUCUGUUCACCCCCCUGUGUCAGAAACACACCCAUACGAGGGGCAGGACAUGAAGAACCUGCCACCUGACUCCGGAUACAGCUGCAGGAUGGUGGAUGGAGUCAUUCAUGUCUACACUGCACAAAACCCCAUGGACAAGAGCACCGAGUUGGACCUGCCCUAUCCAGACCUGCAGGAAUACAUUGCAGACAUGAACGUGAUGAUGGCGCUCAUCAUUAACGGCCCCGUGAAGUCGUUCUGUUACCGGAGGCUGCAGUAUCUGAGCUCCAAGUUUCAGAUGCACGUCCUGCUGAACGAGAUGAAGGAGCUCGCUGCGCAGAAGAAGGUCCCACACAGAGACUUCUACAACAUACGCAAGGUGGACACACACAUCCACGCCUCGUCCUGCAUGAACCAGAAGCACCUGCUGCGCUUCAUCAAGAGCGCCAUGAAGAAGUAUCCAGACGAGAUAGUGCACAUGGAGGGCGGCCGCGGGCAGACGCUCACCAAGGUAUUCGAGGAGAUCAACCUGACGGCGUACGACCUGAGCGUGGACACGCUGGACAUGCACGCGGACAGGAACACCUUUCACCGCUUCGACAAAUUCAACUCCAAAUACAACCCCAUCGGAGAAUCCAUCCUCAGAGAGAUCUUCAUCAAGACCGACAACCACAUCCAGGGGAAGUACUUCGGACACAUCAUCAAGGAAGUGAUGUCUGACCUGGAGGAGAGUAAGUAUCAGAACGCUGAGCUGCGUCUGUCCAUCUACGGCCGAUCCAUGGAUGAGUGGGACAAUCUAGCGCUGUGGGCCGUCUCUCACUCAGUCUACUCCGACAACGUGCGCUGGCUCGUGCAGAUCCCACGACUCUUUGAUGUUUACCGCUCUAAGAAGCAGCUGAGUACCUUCCAGCAAAUGCUGGAGAACAUCUUCCUGCCACUGUUUGAGGUCACCAUCAAUCCCAGCAGCCACCCACAGCUACACCUGUUCCUGCAGCACGUGUUGGGAUUCGACAGUGUGGAUGAUGAGUCCAAACCGGAGCAUCACGUCUUCAACCUGGACAGUCCAUCUCCGGCGCGCUGGUGUGACGACAACAACCCGCCAUACUCGUACUACCUGUACUACAUGUACGCCAACAUGACCGUCCUCAACCACCUGCGCAGGAGGCGGGGCUUCCACACCUUCGUGCUGCGACCUCACUGUGGGGAGGCGGGGCCUAUUCAUCACCUGGUGUCUGGAUUCAUGCUGUCAGAAAACAUCUCACACGGACUGCUGCUCAGAAAGGCUCCUGUCCUGCAGUAUCUGUAUUAUCUGGCUCAGGUGGGAAUCGCCAUGUCUCCGCUCAGCAACAACAGUCUGUUUCUGAGUUACCAUCGCAACCCUCUGCCCGAGUAUCUGUCCCGCGGCUUGAUGGUGUCGCUGUCCACCGACGACCCACUGCAGUUUCACUUCACCAAGGAGCCUCUGAUGGAGGAGUACAGCAUCGCCGCUCAGGUCUGGAAACUCAGCUCAUGUGACAUGUGUGAACUCGCCAGAAACAGUGUGUUAAUGAGCGGCUUCUCACACAAGACUAAGAGUCAUUGGCUGGGUCCUGAUUACACUAAAGAGGGUCCCGUCAGUAACGACAUCCGGCGCACAAAUGUCCCGGACAUCCGCGUGGGGUAUAGAUACGAGACUCUGAGUGAGGAACUGCACCUGAUCACGCAGGCUGUCCGAACGCAGGAGCUGGACAGAAUUGAGGAGGAGGACAGCCUGUCAUUCACAUCCAGCCAAUCAGCACCCUAGAGACGAGCCAUGACUCUGCCCACACUUUGCCUGUCCAAUCAGCAUGCUCAAGACGAGCCAUGACCCCGUCUGUAUAAUCAACACGCUCAAGAUCAGAUCUGACCACGCCCACACCCUGCCUCUCCAAUCAGCGCACUCGAGAUCAGAUCUGACCACGCCCACACCUGUAUGUCCAAUCAGCACGCUCGAGAUCAGAUUUGACCACGCCCAUACCCUGCUUGUCCAAUCAGCACACUCGAGAUCAUAUCUAACCACGCCCACACAUCCCUGUCCAAUCAGGACGCUCGAGAUCAGAUCGGACCACACCCACAUCUGUUUGUCCAAUCAGUACACUCAAGAUCAGAUCUGAUCACGCCCACACCCUGCCUGUCCAAUCAGCACGCUCAAGAUCAGAUCUAACCACACCCACACACCCCUGUACAAUCAGCACGCUUGAGAUCAGAUUUGACCACGCCCAUACCCUGCUUGUCCAAUCAGCAUACUCACAAGAUCAGAUCUAACCACGCCCACACAUCCCUGUCCAAUCAGCAUGCUCGAGAUCAGAUCUGACCACACCCAGACCAUGCCUGUCCAAUCAGCAUGCUCGAGAUCAGAUCUGACCACACCCAGACCAUGCCUGUCCAAUCAGCACGCUCGAGAUCAGAUAUGAUUAUGCCCACACCCUUCCUGUCCAAUCAGCACGCUCAAGAUCAGAUCUAACCACGCCCACACCCCCCUGUCCAGUCAGCAUGCACAAGAUCAGAUCUGACCACUCCCACACCCUGCUUGUCCAAUCAGCACGCUCAAGAUCUGACCACGCCCACACCCCGGCCGGUCCAAUCAGCACACUCAAGAUCAGAUCUAACCACGCCCACAUUCUGCCUGUACAAUCAGCACACUCAAAAUCAGAUCUGACCCCACCCACACCCAGCCUGUCCAAUCAGCACCCUCGAGAUGGACCAAAGUCACAUUCCCUCCAUUCCUCUCCUUUCACUGCAUGUUUAGAGACUACGCAUCGCUAUUAUAUGACGUUAUACCUCUGUCUUGACGUCACGCUCCCGCACGUGCCUUUUAGUUUAGGGACUUUUAUUUUGUAGGCUUAAUUUGAGGCGUCUGUGAUUAUAAGUGUAACCCUACCUAUUAUAAUAUGCAAUAUUUAAUUACUUACUUGAAUCUAAUUAAAUCUAAAACUAAACUGAAAUAGUUAUUUUCUUUUUAAAUAAAAAAAUACAAUAUGAAUAUCAGUUAAUAUUAAAACCGGUUAUAACAAUAUUAUGAUAUUAUAUAAUAAUAUUAAUGUAAUAUAAUUUUAUUUAGAUUUAAAAUGUUAAUGUUAAAAAAAUAUAUUUUGUUUAUACAUUGUUAACUCAAUAUAAUUAUAUUAACACCAUUAUGCAUAUUAAUAUGAAAAACGAUAAAUAUAAUAUAACAUUAAUGUUAAAAACUAAAUAUACUUGUUAAUGCUAUUCCUAUACUAUUAUAAUUAGAAUUAUUACACACUAUUAUAUUAAUUGUAGCACCCAAUAUAUGCCUUUUGCUUUACUUUUUGAAGGUUUAAUUUGUGAUUAUAACUCACUGUGGACACAUCUUUCAGUCUCUUGUUCUAUUAUCCGUUAAAUUCUCUCGUUAUUUUGAAGGAUUAACGUUCUCUUAUUGAUGAACAGUUCAGAAGUGAAUGCCCUCCAGUCCUGAAGGAGGCGCUGUUGAGCCAAAACCUCUUUCCCUAUAACUCCUGAACUCACUGAACCUACUGUUUCCUUGAUGUUUACAAAGUAGUUUACAUAACAUUUUAUGCUAGACAUUGAUGAGAGUUUUGAGUUUGUCGCGUUUUCGGAUCCAGCAUGUGUUUGGUAGAUUGAGUUGAACGUUAAACUGACUGUUAAUCGCCAGAUAGUAUUAUGACACUGAACCUAUAAAUCACAACAAAAGUGACUCAAAAAAAGCAUGAUUUAUAGAAAUUAGCACAUUUAUCCAGAGCAAAGCAUGACGCACAGCACGCUAGAAAGCAAAUGAUCGUGAAUAAUUGUACGAAAUAUAUCUAUUUUUGGUGAGAAUAAGCAUUUUAUUGAUUUUAAUAAAGCAUGUGUGUUUAAUCUCA
Carassius gibelio (silver crucian carp) is the source of this 4809-nucleotide messenger RNA. RefSeq names its product adenosine monophosphate deaminase 2a (gene ampd2a). Gene Ontology annotation, molecular function: AMP deaminase activity. Gene Ontology annotation, biological process: AMP metabolic process; IMP salvage. The record is from RefSeq and is a predicted model, not a curated record. The coding region runs from base 249 to 2732 and encodes 827 amino acids. NCBI's taxonomy places the organism in Eukaryota, Metazoa, Chordata, Actinopteri, Cypriniformes, Cyprinidae. The transcript is spliced from 19 exons. Gene Ontology annotation, cellular component: cytosol.